CCGUGCCCGUGCGACACGCUUUCUGCGAAACGGCCGUGCGCGGGGACCUCUCUAGCAUAGGCUGGUUCCAAGGCCGCAUCGACCCCGAUAGGCCGCUGCUAGCCCCAGGCCACUCCCUAGUGCACGUCAGCUACGCCGCGUUGAACUUCCGUGAUGUUAUGAUGGCUUCCGGCAAACUGGACACAGAGAUUGCUGUGUGUGACGAUCCGGACUCUAUUAUUGGAUUCGAAUUCUCGGGACGCCUCACAAACGGUCGCCGUGUGAUGGGAAUGAAGAUGGGAGGCUGCUUGUCAACGGAGGUUGUUGCGCCUAAUUAUCUUCUUUGGGACGUACCCGAAGAAAUGACUCUUCUUCAAGCUUCCACUGUGCCUACUGCCUAUGCAACGGUAAGGCGCGCACAAUGGAACUCGAAAGGAGUUGGUUUUCGAAACGUGUUCGAGAGG
Gryllus bimaculatus (two-spotted cricket) is the source of this 443-nucleotide messenger RNA. Lineage: Eukaryota; Metazoa; Arthropoda; Insecta; Orthoptera; Gryllidae. The record is from the annotation of a GenBank genome assembly.